Messenger RNA from Drosophila grimshawi, 1113 nucleotides. RefSeq lists its product as uncharacterized. The coding region runs from base 51 to 1016 and encodes 321 amino acids. The transcript has 2 exons. The record is from RefSeq and is a predicted model, not a curated record. NCBI's taxonomy places the organism in Eukaryota, Metazoa, Arthropoda, Insecta, Diptera, Drosophilidae.
ACGUAAAUUUAUAUAAGGAAUUCAAACGAACUAUAUCUGAGUGAGGGAAUAUGUCGUGGCUGUCCACGUUGCUGAUACCACAGCAGCACCAGACGAAGAAUGCCCAAAUCCUCGCCCGAAUCUGUGAGCAGCGUUACGGAUCCAACUGGAUACACUACAUGAAGUGUAAUCGAAAUAUAUCGCUUAAUAGUGCUGUCAUUGCGGAGCAAAGGGCAACAACGCCGACCAUUGUGAGAUGUGUGAAUCCCACUGGCAGCUCCUUGCAGACGCCAAGAUCGACCAGAUCGCUCAAGGAGCUGGAUUAUCGCAUCUAUCCGCAGAGCAUCGAUCUGGACGCAUUCUUUGGCGCGGAGCAAAAGUGCGAAAAGGUCUCCGAUAUUUGUCUGCUCAACGAUCACUUCAUACUGGUCAAGAUGCCCGAGGAUGAGCCGGCGCCACCUGCGCCACAUGCGCCACCUGUUGCAGUUCCCCGCAAAUUGGGCUCCAGGCUGCCGCGUUGCUUCAAAUGUAAUCGUGGCAGUCGUGUCUCACCCAUCUUGGAGGAGCUGGAGGAGCCCGAACCCAACGGCUACAAUCCCUGGAGCUCGCACGCGGAUGAUGACGCCGAUGCUGAUGCCAAUGAUGAUGACGAUGUGGAGGUCUUUGCCUCCAGGACACGCAUUAUAUCCGCAAAAACGAAAACAAAAUCUGUCAUAUUGGAAAAGCCGCAGCAACAGCUGCAGCUUCAGCAGAGAAGUCCACCCGUCGCAUCCUUGCAACUGGAGACACUACAAUAUUCGCCUCCGUCGACAGCUGAUCCUUAUCCCAUCAGCCGAGGUCCCUUGCACUGGUUCCUCUGGCCAUUCCGGCGACGUUCCAAGACCCAACAACAACAACAACUGGCCGCCGUACACAAAACCUAUUUUAUCCGUUGGAACAAGCCGCCGGAUACGCUUUUUCACGGUUACGGCGUGGAGCAUCGUCCUGUCCAGCCGAAUAAAGUUGGACUGCGACGCUGUCGUUCUGCCAUAUUCUAAACGAUUUUCUAGCCAUAGCUUGUAUAUAUAUUAUAUAUUUUGUAUUUUGAGGCUAAAAAAUAAGUGAUUGCACAAAAGAUGUACAUAAAAAUAAAUA